UGUGUAGUUGAUGAUUUGAAUUCUACUAAUGUCGUUCAUUUGCUAGGUUUGGCAUAUCAGAUACUUAGCGACUACCCAAACCUUGUUAACUAUGUGAAUGAGAAUGGUUUGUCUCCUCUCCAUAUUUUGGCCAGCAAGCCAAAUGUAUUCAGCAGCAGUAGUCCCCUUCGACUCGUGGAUCGCAUCAUCUAUCACUGUGUAUUUGUUGAUGAGCUCAAGAAGAAAUCACAUGACCAUAAAGCUAUUGAAGCCUAUCAAAAUAAAUAUAGAGGCAGUAACAGUGUGCACUAUCCAGAAAACUACAGAACAUGCGCAGACAUUUUCAAACUACUGACAAAUUCAUUUCAAGUUUUAACUUCUCUGAAGAAAGAUGAGAGCUGGAAGUCAUGUUUACUGUCAUGUUGGGAGGGUUUCAGUCACUCUCUUCUUGCAGAUAGAAGCAGAAAGAAAACUACCUGUGCAAGUGACGAGGAAGAUCCCCAACAAAAGAGCAGUGUUUCUCAAAGAAAGGAUAUUCAAGGAGCUGCACCGAAUGCACAAAGGUCUGGAUCACGCAAUGAUGGAAAACAAGCAAGUAGAGAAGACAAUGACAAUCACUCCUUUCCUCCCAAUUACUCCACGUGUCUUGGAUUCUUCAAACUCUUCAUGAAGGCACUGCUAAUUAUUCUUGGACUUGGCAUUGGAAGGAUAAAGAAAAUCACAGAAAAGAAAGAGAAACAUGUGUGGGCUUAUCAGAUCAUGAAUGAACUGGUUGAACGUGCAUCUACUUACAAAUAUGAUUAUAAUGGAAGAACGCCCCAAGAAUCCCAAAAUUUCAAGGAUGGUGGAGGAACCAAAGUUCCAACGUCGCUACCCUUAACGGAUGACCCUGAUAAAUCUUUGAGCAUAACAAUAAACUCUGGGAACAAGGGUCAGAAUAAGAAGGAUCCGAAUGGAUCAGAUGGCACGGAUAAAAGGGAUACUGCAAAGAUUGAAUUGAUUAAUGUGAUGGACAAAUUCCUCAAUGCGUACCCAGAUGUAGUUCAAGUGUUAAAUUCAUCACUCAAAGAUCUUUGGCAUUUGAAAUGUGAAAAAAAGCAAUUACAUGAUUAUGGGAAGAGGGAGACUCCAUUAUUAAUAGCAGCAAAGAUGGGAAUUGCUGAAAUGGUGGAGAAAAUCCUCUGCACAUUUCCGGUGGCUAUCCAGGACUUGGACUCCAAUAAGAAGAAUGUUGUGCUCUUGGCAGUUGAGAACAGACAAGCUCAGGUUUACAAUCUCUUGCUAAAAUGUAGUUACCUUAAGGAGAGCAUACUCCGUCAAGUGGAUGACCAAGGGAACAGCGCACUGCAUCUUGCUUCAAUGUUUGGGGAUCACCAGCCUUGGCUCAUUCCAGGCGCAGCAUUGCAAAUGCAAUGGGAAAUUAAGUGGUACAGGUUUGUUAAACACUCUAUGCCACCCCAGUUCUUUGUUCGCCAUAACAAAUGGGGCGAGAACCCAAGUGAGAUCUUCACUCGUACACACGAAAAACUGGUGAAAAAUGGUAGCAAAUGGCUUAUCAAAACCUCUGAGUCGUGCUCUGUGGUCGCAGCACUCAUUGCAACAGUUGCAUUUGCAACAUCAGCAACUGUGCCAGCCCUGGUGUUUUUCCUGGCAAUUCUCACCUCUCGAUGCCAAGAAAAAGACUUCCAUAGAGAUUUACCAAGGAAGCUUCUGCUUGGUUUAACAUCGCUCUUCGCUUCAAUAGCUUCCAUGCUGGUUUCAUUCUGCGCUGCACAUUUUUUUCUCCUCAAAGAUAAAUUGAAAUCUGCGACCUUUCCAGUAUAUGCAGUGACGUGCUUGCCAGUGACAUUUUUUGCCUUUGCUCAACUCACUCUUUACGGGGAUCUUAUCUGGGCCAUCCUUACAAAGGUGCCGCAGCGUAGCUACAAGGUGUUUCCUCACUAGGUUUGUCAUUUAUGUUCUCCACCCCUUUGAUAUGUAACUGAGAACAUAUAAUUUGUUUUUGAGUGCUAAGUUUGGUUUAUGAUUUGUGUCA
Molecule: messenger RNA, 2014 nt
Organism: Cornus florida
Lineage: Eukaryota; Viridiplantae; Streptophyta; Magnoliopsida; Cornales; Cornaceae
Exons: 9
Coding region: 646-1923 (425 amino acids)
Source: RefSeq, a predicted model, not a curated record